This is a messenger RNA of Amphibalanus amphitrite, 1528 nucleotides long. RefSeq names its product ras-related protein Rab-38-like. Bases 325 to 1038 code for a protein of 237 amino acids. Gene Ontology annotation, molecular function: GTPase activity; GTP binding. The transcript is spliced from 5 exons. NCBI's taxonomy places the organism in Eukaryota, Metazoa, Arthropoda, Thecostraca, Balanomorpha, Balanidae. Gene Ontology annotation, cellular component: late endosome; lysosome; trans-Golgi network. Gene Ontology annotation, biological process: endosome to lysosome transport; phagosome-lysosome fusion. The record is from RefSeq and is a predicted model, not a curated record.
CCGGCUCACUCCGGCCAGUGACACGCGGCCGCUGGAAGAAGGCGCCGGCGCAGUGCGGGACGGCGUGCCGGUGUGGACAAACGUGGCCGACCGGGCAGCAGAGGACCCCCGGCGGGCAGACCCGGCCUCUCGCCGGCGGCUGUGCAGCUGGUGAGCCUGGCAGACACUGUGUGCCAGGCAGAGUGGACCGGCCGACCGCACCAGGAGCCUGCGGUGCCGCCGCUCCGAGCGCUGGUGGAGGGCCGGACGGUGCUGAGGUGGUCUUCCAGAGUCCGGCGGCGCUGAGUCCAACGCUGCCCCUCGAGGUGGACCCUGGCGUCAGACAUGGCUGGCGCGAGGAGCAGCGACUUCAAAAACAGGGGGUCCGGCCGUGGCGCGGUCGUGGGCCGGGUCAAACGAAUGGUCAACAGCAGAUGCGAGCACCUGUACAAAAUCCUCAUCAUCGGCGAGCUCGGCACCGGCAAGACGUCCAUCAUACGGCGCUACGUGGGCCAGACUUUCUCCAAGCACUACCGGGCCACCAUAGGCGUGGACUUUGCGCUCAAGGUGCUCCAGUGGGACGCCAACAACAUCGUCCGACUCCAGCUGUGGGACAUCGCAGGCCAGGAGCGGUUCGGCUCCAUGACGCGCAUCUACUACACGGAGGCGGUGGCGGCGUUCAUCGUGUUCGACGUGAACCGGGCGACCACGUUCGACGCCGUGCUCAAAUGGAAGGCCGACCUGGACGACAAGGUGCAGCUGUCCAACGGCGACCCGGUGCCCUGCGUCCUGCUCGGAAACAAGUGUGACCUGCCGAAGGAGGGUCUGGCGUCCAGCCCGGAAAAGGUCUCCGAGUGGGCGCGCCAGCGCGGCUUCGUCGGAUCCUACGAGACGUCCGCCAUGGAAAACAAGGGCAUCGACGAGGCCAUGAACUUCAUCGUCAGAAAGAUUUUGACACACGAACAGUGCGGCCAUCUGGUGGGCGGCGGCAGGGAUCCCGACGUGGUGACGGUGAGCAGCGGCUCGUCGACAGUCAGCGGCGGCGACUGCGUCUGCUAGUAAGGAGGAAGGAUGGCGACACUCAGCAGCGCCGACUGUGUCUGCUAGCGGGGAGGAGCGGCAAUUGUGUCUGCUAGCGGGGAGGAGGGGCGAUGGGCCACUGCGUCUGCUAGCGGGGAGGAGGGACCACUGUGUCUGCUAGCGGGGAGGAGCGGCGCCGACUGAGCGGCGUACCGCCUGAAACCGCCGAAUACCUGUGCGAAUCUGCGACCUGAUGAAGUCCUACCUGUUCGACAACACUGUGGAGCUCCUGCUUUACCACGUGCGUGCGUGCGUGCGUGCGUGCGUGCGUGCGUGUGUGCGUGUGUGUGUGCAAUAUUUAUGCCUGAUAGGAAACCAUCAUAGACCAUGUCAUGAGACAUCGUAUGUUCACACAGAUCAAUGACGUUGGAAGUGCUCAUGGUGCCGUGCCAGGAUGGUCUGAACGUCUGUUGUCAGCGAAGCGAACCAUUGGGCUUAUCGAAUAAAAGCAAUUCAAAACGUUAAAUAA